UCGACUGGGAGAAGGGUCUUGGGCAUCGUCCGACCCUGCUUGUGAGGCUACUGCCUCUCCCCCUGCGUUUGUCCGAGGAGAAAAUCGGCCUGCGAGAAUCAGCCCGGGUCUCGCCGUUCCUUUAACGCUCCUUUUUCAUGCAAUCAUAGAAUGGUUUGGGUUAUAAAGGACCUUAAAGAUCAUCCGGUUCCCCUUGUGACUGGGUGAGGUCGCUCCUGUGAGAAUUGAUUACAUAGGAGAAACUCAUCAAUUUCAAAAUGUCAUCGGUCAAGCGCUUGGUUUAUGCAGUCAUCCAUUUCUUGAGAGAGCAGAGUCAGAUGGAUACUUUCACUCCAGAUGAACAAGAAAGCUUGGAAGUUGCAAUUCAGUGUCUGGAGACUGUGUUUAAGAUUAACUUGGAAGAUACUCAUCUUGCACCUCCGCAGCAUUUAAUAGAAAUGUUCACAGAUUCUUUUCACAAGAAUGACAUGCUGCCUCUCACGGAUUCCUUGCCAGAGGAUGUUGAAAAGGCUGACCAACUGAAGGAUGAAGGUAAUAAUCAUAUGAAAGAAGAAAACUAUGGUGCUGCAGUGGAUUGCUAUACUAGGGCUAUAAAACUGGAUCCAAACAACGCAGUCUAUUUCUGCAACAGAGCUGCUGCUCAAAGUAAGCUCAACAACUACAGUGAAGCAAUAAAGGACUGUGAGAGAGCCAUAGCAAUAGAUCCAAAGUACAGCAAAGCAUAUGGAAGAAUGGGGUUGGCUCUGACUUCAGUGAAUAAAUAUGAAGAAGCAGUUACCAGUUACCAAAAAGCACUGGAUCUUGAUCCAGAGAAUGACUCUUAUAAGUCAAAUUUGAAAAUAGCAGAACAGAAGCUAAGAGACAUGUCCAGUCCUACUGGAACUGGACUGAGUUUUGACAUGGCCAGCUUGAUAAACAAUCCUGCCUUCAUUAGUAUGGCUGCAAGCUUAAUGCAGAAUCCUCAAGUUCAACAAUUGAUGUCGGGGAUGAUGUCAAAUGCCAUUGGUGGCCCUGCUGCAGGUGUUGGUGGCCUGUCAGAUUUGUCCAGCCUGAUCCAUGCGGGGCAGCAGUUUGCACAACAGAUACAGCAGCAGAAUCCAGAGCUCAUAGAACAACUAAGAAAUCAUGUCCGGAGCAGAUCUUUCAGUGGCAGUACUGAAGAGCAUUCCUGACUUAAAGGAAGCAUUUGAAUUCGAAUAAUAUAUAACCCCAAAAUGCAUACCAUAGUUAAUAGCAAAAGUACCAUUGUAACUCUUCUGCUUGAAUAGAAGACAGAAAAUUCUUUGUGCGUGUUUGCAAAUAAGAAUAAAUUUGUUAAACAGAUCUUUUGCACAUAACUUGGAACAUAUCGUUUAUGUAUAGUAACUCCUCAGAAAAUCAAUACACUAAAUAGGUGGUUUAUUAAAAUCUCUAAGUAAAAGUUGUUUUCAAUACAUGCAUUAGAUUGAUCUCCAGGGCUGUUGAGUGGGGGGAGUUUUGUAGUGGGCUGAUCUUGUCUAACAGCCUAAUUGUAAAAUCCUAGUGUAAAAGGCACAUUAUUAUUAUUAUGGUGAAAAUCAUUAUGGUAGUACUCUGUCAAAUACUGAAACAACAGACCCAUUUGAUGUGCCCUUUUAUAAUGAGCAUUAAGUCAGUGCCGGACUAUAACAUGUACUUGGAACUAAUGCUUGAAAAGUCUGUUUCUUUAAGCCUGUGGAGGGUCUGUCAUUAGUAACAUGAAAUAAUUUUACACUUCGUUGUGCAGGAGGGAGGGAGAUGGUUGCAUAUGACAGAGUACCAGAAGAAAUGCACAGAAACCAAAAUGUAACUUGGCUUGGGAAAGGAAAGAGUAUUAAGAAGUUUUAGGCUUUUCUACUGCCAUGUACACCCUCAAAUCAUAAUGGUAGCCCUGGAGGUCAGCAUUCUGGCACUAUUUUCUAGGCAUGGCAAACUGUAUUACAUUCCAUAUGUAUGCAGUAUUUAACAUAAGCUUAAAAUUCUUAACUGUAAUAAGCUAAAACUGAUCCUGUGAUUGUACAUAUAACCACUACUGAAAAUUUAUCAAAAAAUAACUGCCUUAGAAAGAAUUAUUCUCUUUCUGUUCUUGUGUGAUACAUUACUGGCUUAAUUAACUCUUUUUUAAACAAGUUUCAUUACACAUUUCUCACUUCAAGUUAUGGUUUAUAUGGCUAAGUUAAAGUAUUAUACUCUAAUUUGGUUCCUGCCCUGGCUUUUCUUGCUCAGUUAAUCUCUUUGGUACAAGGAAUGCUUGUUUUCACUCCAGGGAGGUUCUCAACACUCAAUUUCCUCUUUGUAUAUCAAAACCAAUUUGAGGAGCCUGCUCUGAUAAGUAAGAGAAAGUGACCUCUGCUGGCCAGUUAGACCGGAGAAAGUAGGUGGAGGAAUAAGGGUAGACUCCCAAAUGGAGAAAUACACAGGAAGUCCUGGAUCUCAGAUAUUGUAUCCGAUUCAUUGUGUAGUCAAAAAAGAGCACUUUACGUAAAAGCAAGUGCAAAAUUCGGGGCUAAGUCAUGAACUUAAUUAACAAAUGCUACUUGUGCAUCUAUUGUAUGAUUCUUCCCCUACUAAAAAGGGAGGAAAAAUGCAGCUGGAUCCAAGCAGAAAUGCAAAGAACUGGAGAAAACACAACAGUAGGAAAUCCAUAUUACCAUCUUUUGAAUAAUGAGGUAAAGCUUAAUAGAGCAACUUAAACAACUUUAAGACAUUCCACGGUUUAUUCAAUAGAGCUUCCCCACACACAGCAUUAAGAUACCUUUUAAAAUUCUCUAUGUAAGUAGCUGUAGCUGCCUUUCUGAGGUUGUAGAAAUACUUGGGCUUAACAUUAAAUACAUUUUCCAUUCAGAUCCUGAAUCUAAUCCAUUCAAUGAAACUGCUACUUCAGUUCUGUUACAUCUAAUAACACAGGAUAUCAUUUACAAGAAAGAUAGAGGCUGGAGGAGGGCUACAACUGCUGUACAAACAUUGCUUGGAGGAGUGUGUUGUGUCAGGAGAGAAACAUUGCUUCUAGUAUACCUUUUGUUAAACAUCAUAGUUCGUCUUGGCAUUCUCUGCUCAAGGUGAGUUUUACUGUGAUAAGGGGAACCAGUAAAUCCAGAAUAGACUGGAGAGUGCUGCACUAGGAGUCACAUUCAAUUUAUCCUUACUUUGUGACAGCAAUAUUUAUGGAGUCAGUUACCUUUGUACUUAAAGACUAGCGUCAGGAACCUCUUGUUCUUCAAGAGUCAUAGAAUAUGACAGUAUUUAAUACUGGCUGUAAAAGUUCUAUCAUUGAGUACAAGUCCUUACUGGAUUUACAGGAAAACUAUCUUCAUGGUUAAAUGGAAUGAAGCAUUGGUUAGUUAUCUGACAAUUACUCUUGAAAUGAUCUUUAUAGAGCAGUAACUUUCAUUUCACGUACCACAAUAUUGUCACAUUAAGCUUUUUACUCCAGCACAUAUAAUCUGUAACCAAAGUAUUGAAUCUUUGAUGGCAUUAUCUAACCCUUUAGAAAUGUGCUACAACUGGCACAAUACUUAACUUGUAAACAUUCUUUGUUUCUUGUGUAUUAACAAAAAGGGCUUUAUAGCCCAAGGGAAAAACAGUGAAACCAAUAACAGGAGCCGUCAUACAUGCUUUUCCAUUGAAGCCAGGAACAGAGGGAUCACAUUUAUGCUAUAAUGUAUUUUGCCUUGAAGAGGAUAGAUUGUUUCAGAGAGUCAUGCAAUAUGUCUUAAUCACAGGGUGAGGAAGGAAUCUUUUCCUGUGUAAUAACUGCACUUUAUUUUGCACUAAAAUUUUUCAUCCUGCUAGCUUAAAUAGUAAACCACAGUCCUCAUAAAUGCUGCUUUAACUUAAGGUCAAUUACAGUUACCAUUCAACUGAACAAAUAUGCAUUUAACACAGAAUUGGUUUUGUAUCAUUACUGUUCCAUCAGCAUAUAAGUGUGCUAACUGUUGGCGAAUAAGAUGUUUUGCACUUAAAUUGUAAAAUCCUGUAACCUGCUUGCAUGGAAAUAUAUUCUUCUAACUAUGCCUGACCAUAAAAACACCUGAGGAAAUAUUCAGGUUAGGAAUUGUUUUAGUUGCACUUUUGGUUUUGUAACAAGUAGAAAGUAAAAUCAUUCAUCUAUACUGCGAAAGAACUAAGUCUGCAGCUUUGGAUUCAUAUUAUGUUUCAGGGCUACAGAAAGUCCUACUGGCAAAAUGCAACUCGUCCACCAUUUCUGUAUCUCUCCUACCUCUUAUUACCAUAUGGUUACAUCUCUUUCAACUGCUGUCAGUUUAACUUGAAAACAGAUUAUAAAAAUAAAGUUAUUUACAUUUUUUGUGUGGAUGGUUGUGGUUUUACUGUUUUAGUUUGUUGAUGUAUCUAAACUCAGAAGUAAAUUGCAUUCUUUAAUACCUGUUUAUGGUGGUUGCUCUGCAUUUUAUAAGAUGUGCGAGAUGUAUUUUUUAUUUCUUUUUUUCCCCCAUACGGACUCAUUCCCACAACUUAGUAAAUAGGUCCUAAAUGUUAAAAUUGAAUUCUAUACUUAAAGGAUUUUAUACACAGGAAAGUCUUAAGUAGAAUACUGUCAAAACUAACUAAGGUUUCUAAGUGCCAGUAUGGUAGCUGAGAAAUAUGACAAGCCACUAAGUGGAACCUUUAACACUACUGUAACUAGUCUUUAACGGGGAAAGCCAGUCACCAUUAUCUGUAUGGUCUAAACAAAGCUAGGGAAAAGUACAUUUCUGUACUUGGUCAAGUCCUGAUUUCCUUCCCACAUAUGCUUUGGAGAACUUGAUCAAGGGCUUCUAUGCACAGUUUCGUUUCUCAUUUUACUGAACACCUACUAAAAUGCCUCUGGCAGGGGAACAUGCCUAAAAUGCCACUGCUCAGUUUAACACUAACAAAUGCCCCAGUUCUGCUAUUUCAGUAACAGACCUGUCACAGCAUGCCUUGUGUUGCACAGACACAACUCCACAGAAGGCUGCAGCUACUGGGGACACAUCUGCUGUAUUUUACUCCUUUUCGAGGGCUGAGCCACAAACAGCACUUUCUCUGGCCUAUUCUCUCUGCUUUCUAGCUUCUAGCAGCACCUCAGCAAUGCCAGCUGCAGCCGCUCACCUCACGCCUUUAUCGGACUCUACUUCUUACAGCUAUGCGUGUACCAUGUAAAUACACUGCCAUGCCAGGUAACCCAAAACAUUUCUUUGAGGGGGCUGGAUUCCAGGAACUUGUCUGGAAAAGGCCAGUUCCUUCCAAGUG
This is a messenger RNA of Cuculus canorus (common cuckoo), 5226 nucleotides long. RefSeq names its product small glutamine rich tetratricopeptide repeat co-chaperone beta (gene SGTB). Gene Ontology annotation, cellular component: membrane; TRC complex. Gene Ontology annotation, biological process: post-translational protein targeting to endoplasmic reticulum membrane. The coding region runs from base 258 to 1172 and encodes 304 amino acids. The transcript is spliced from 11 exons. Gene Ontology annotation, molecular function: molecular adaptor activity; protein binding. The record is from RefSeq and is a predicted model, not a curated record. NCBI's taxonomy places the organism in Eukaryota, Metazoa, Chordata, Aves, Cuculiformes, Cuculidae.